Molecule: messenger RNA, 1089 nt
Organism: Naegleria lovaniensis
Lineage: Eukaryota; Heterolobosea; Eutetramitea; Acrasida; Naegleriidae
Exons: 1
Coding region: 1-1089 (362 amino acids)
Molecular function (GO): protein binding
Source: RefSeq, a predicted model, not a curated record
AUGACAUCAACGCUACUCUCAAAAUCAUCCAACCUGUUUCUUUCUGAUUUAAAUCAAGAAUCGGAGAAUGGAGAUACUAGAGCCAAAGGAAGAUCUGGAUUGAAUUGGCUGCAAUUAGAACAAAAAUUCAAUGACCUCAUUGUGCAGUUAAAUUCACCUCAACAAGGUAAUUUCAGUGGGACAACUGCACAACAAAAACAAGAAUAUAUUAAACAACUUGAAUUAAGUCUCGAGGCCAUCAUUGAGGUUGCAUUAAGUGAGAGCACAACAAUCCUACAAGAAGGGGACUAUAAAAAAGCAACCGUUGGAGGACUGAAAGCUCUUGAAUACAUUCAAAAGUUAUAUGGCAAGGAUGCCUUGCAACAGGUAGAAGCUUAUUUUCUCCUUUCCAAGGCUAGUCAACAAAUGGAACAAUUCAAACAAGCUGAGGAAUAUCUUUCAAUCGCAAAUUGGACAUGCAUGAAGAAUAAGGAAAAAUGUUCACCAAAUUUAAGAGCAGAGUUACAUCAACAUUUUGGAUUAUUAUAUGUACAGCAAGGAAAAGUUAACGAGGCAGUAGAAAAUAUGGCUGCCAGUGUAUAUUAUUUAGCCCUAGAGCACGGAACUCAUGAUCUUGUGACAAGUUUUGCGUAUUUCAAUUUAGGCAACGUUUUCGUUUCAAUGCAAGGCAAAGCAGAAAAAGGAAUAUCUUUCAUGAAAAAAGUUGUAGAUAUUUGGUAUGACCAAUUGUCAGCAGUUCUGCUAAAUGGCCUUAACAAAUCAACUGACAAUGCAGAUGUAGAAAACAGAAAAAAGAGUUUUAAAACUUCCCUACAAGAUUUAGAUGAAGAUAAAGUAACGGACGCUGAGAAAAUGUUCGAACACAUUCUAAAUACAAUGCUUCAACAAAUUGGAGAAAAUCAUGUUGAAACUGGGAAGACUUUUGAAGUCAGUGGCAUGUACUUUGUUUUCAUUGGAGAUUACGAAAAGGGUGCACAGCAUCUGGAGAAAGCUAGAAGCAUUUUCUCGUACGUACUCGGGGAUAAUCACCAGUUAACAAAAGAAGUGAAAGAUGUACUUGAUACUCUGAGUAAAAGGCAACAAGAAUAA